Messenger RNA from Drosophila serrata, 4428 nucleotides. RefSeq names its product activated Cdc42 kinase-like (gene Ack-like). Gene Ontology annotation, biological process: protein phosphorylation. Gene Ontology annotation, molecular function: protein tyrosine kinase activity; ATP binding; protein binding. Lineage: Eukaryota; Metazoa; Arthropoda; Insecta; Diptera; Drosophilidae. The record is from RefSeq and is a predicted model, not a curated record.
CCAAAGCCAAACGAGUAAAAAUAAAAACAAAAUACAAUGCAGACGCACAGGCGAGAGUAAAAUGGAGUAUCCACAAAUUGAUUUAUACGAAUUCCUCACGGAGUCCGAGCUGCAACAGUACUACAAUGCCGUCAAAAACGAAUUGAAAAUAACAAACGCGGCGCAGUUCAAGUAUGCGGCGGACGAGGAUUUGCGCUUCAUCGGGCUGUCGCGGCCGGAAAUCCGGCGGUUGCGCAAGUUCUAUGAGAAGCACUUCCCGCACAGCUACCUCAGCAAGAUCAAGCGCCUGCUGCAGGCGCCCGGCACUAUGGUGAAGCGGGAGGAGGCUCCCGGUAGCGGGGCUCAAGUGGCCACCGAUGGUAGUGGUGCCGCCGCGGGCACAUCGCUGGCCGCCAAGAACGGGGCCAGUUCGCCGGGCAAGGUGCCCAACAACAAGCACAUCAUUCCGGCGGACUCGAUCAGUGUCAACAAACAGCUCGGCACCGGAGAGUUUGGCAUCGUCCAGCAGGGCGUCUGGACCAAUGGCAGCGAGAGGAUCCAAGUGGCUAUCAAGUGCCUGUGCCGGGAGCGUAUGCAGUCGAAUCCCAUGGAGUUUCUUAAGGAGGCGGCCAUUAUGCAUUCCAUCGAACAUGAAAACAUCGUCCGGCUGUACGGUGUCGUCCUGGCCACGGAUUCGCUCAUGCUGGUCACCGAGCUGGCCCACCUGCGCUCGCUGCUCGAGUGCCUCAAGGAUUCCGGGCUGCGGGUCAGUUUCCUCACCAUACCCACUCUCUGCGAGUUCGCCUUGCAGAUCUGCAAUGGAAUGCGGUACCUGGAGCAGAAGCGCUUGAUCCACCGAGACUUGGCGGCACGCAAUAUACUAGUGUUCAGCAAGGACAAGGUCAAGAUCUCCGACUUUGGCCUGUCGCGGGCCCUAGGCGUGGGCAAGGACUACUACAAGACCAACUUUAAUGUAAACCUAAAGCUGCCGAUUGCGUGGUGUGCGCCCGAGUGCAUCAACUACCUACGCUUCACCAACGCGUCCGAUGUGUGGGCCUACGGCGUCUGCUUGUGGGAGAUGUUUUCCUACGGUUUUCAGCCCUGGGCCGCGCUCACCGGUCUCCAGAUACUCGAGGCCAUCGACUCACCCAACUACCAGCGGCUGGAACAGCCAGACUGCUGUCCCAGCGAGUACUACACGCUUAUGAUGAAGUGCUGGCAGGAUGAUGCCGCCAAGCGGCCGCGUUUCGGUGAGAUCUAUGACCAGCUGCCUGACAUGAAGCCGGAACAGCUCAAGGCGGUGGUCAAUUGUGCAGAGCCCAAGAAGGACCACCUACUGUAUCGCCAGGGCGACAUUAUCAGCGUCCUGGACCGCAACACAGGCACGCCCUUCUGGAAGGGAGUGCUUAGCACUGGCAAGACGGGCUACUUCAACCCCUCGAAUACGGUGGCAUUCCUCGAAGGCUUGCCCAGCUCCAGCCGUGACUCGUUUAGCCGGGUGAGCGACCACCGGAGUAGCAAGCGCAAGCUGCGCACAGAGAUGAUAUCGAAGCCGCAGAACGACUUCAAGCACACCGGUCACGUUGGCAUUGACGGCGCCACUUUUGGCGACAUUGCCUUCCUUGGCAGUUCGCAGAACUACAAUCACGUGCCCAAGCAGAUUGUGACACCCUAUAAGCCCUCUGAAGACAUUGAGCAAACGCCACUCCUGCUCCCCCCGACACCUACGAGUCCGGAUUCGUUGCAAACGGCCAGUGGCUACUUCCCGGAGGGUGUGAGCAGCGGAGGUGGUGCCAUGGGUACCUCCAUGAACCCCACCUUUAUUCCAUCCGCCGAGCACACGCCCAAGCUGAUAGCCACCAACGGUCAGAGCUCCUUCGAUUUCGCCACUGGGGGCUCCACCAACCCGUUCUUUCUCAACCGCGGAGAUGAUGAGCAGCUGGAGUUUACUCUGCACAACAAUAACUACGGAGGGGAUGGCAAGAGCAUGCACUCGAGCGAGGCAGGGUGGCGACCAACCUCUCGAAGUGUCGCGGAUGAUCCGCAUGAGUACCACGAGAUAUCAGAUGACGAGAUGACGGCCGAUAAGCUGGACUUUGGGCCGUCGCUGCUGGAUGAGAUUAACUCUAUGUUUGGGUCGAUGAGUGGGGCCUCGGGUAGCCAGCCGAAGUCGCCGGGAUUCGACCAAGUGAAUAGUAAGAACGAAUUUGCAGAAAUGUCGGCCAAGCUGGCCCAAAAGAGCGGCGAUACUAAUGGCAAUAGCAAGCAUGGCCAUGGACUGUUGCCAACGCUGUCGAAGAAGAAAACCUCGGGCACCGUAAAGCCCAUUUCAGUUAAGGAUGAGAAGAUUCUCAAUCAUGCCAUCGAGAUUGCCAACGAGAUAAGUGCCAGGUCGAUGAUUGACCUGGUUUCUGAUCAGACGCCCGCAAUCCACAGUCCCAAGCGCAAGUUUAGCUUCCGGUUUCCGCAUUUGAGUAACAGCAGCGGAGGGGAUAAGGCGGGAUCAACGGGAGGCGGCGGUGCCAGCGGAUCGGCCCACACACCUACACACGGCAACUCCUCGCCUUUUUCCAAAAAGAAAAACUUUACGGAGGAGCUGCAGAGCAUUCCGGAUAUACAGUCGCUGAUAGGAAAGGAGGGACUAGAGGCCUACAACAGCCUGAUUGAACGCAAGGCCCUGUUGGACAUUGGACCCAGUCCGGCAGCCACGCUUCUUCGCCAUCUGGACACCGACGAGUUCGACCUGCAGAGCCUGCACCAGUCGCAACGGCCCAUGACCUUGCCCACGCGAGGUGCCGCCCAGCGGGUGCGCAAGGCGGAGCUGGCGGCCACCUUAAGUCGCCACAACGAUGAGAACUUAAAUUCGCUGGAGGCCUGCGAAAGUCCCAGCUACAUGACCCACGGCAGCUACAAGUUCCCGGAAACACAGCAACAGCAAUCGGAGCCGCAACAACAACAGUCUCUGCCGGAGCCGGAGUCGCCCAAUCCCAUUCCCUUGCCGCCGCGCGAAGGCAAGAAACAGGUGAAGAACAGCACCAAGCGACAUGUCCGUAAAUAUCCGCUGAUUAUACCGGCCAACGGCCUGCAGCGAACUCUUAGCAAGUUGGCGGACUUUGGAGAGGAGACGGGAAAAAGCAUGGAGUCCGCUUCGUCCUCCCAGCAGCCGCAACCAGGUCGUGCCAUCGAGGUGGUAGCAGCAGUCCGACCAAGUAGCAUGAGACGCCCGUCGCGUCCCUCGGAACGGGAGUACGCGAAUAUGCCGGUCGUUGGUAGUGAACCCUCGCACACCUACCAGAACCUGGAAAAGCUGGCGCCGGCUGAUGCUGCCGGGCUUACUGACACCGCAUCCCUUCAGUUCGAGUCCAUUCUGGAAGCGGAUUCCAGCAAAGAGGGAAUUUUACAAUCACCAGAUGUGACCGACGGCUUUUACAAUUUCUCCAUUCAAAAGGAACAUUACAACAAGGCCAAGGAUGUGGAGUUCGAGGCUACCCAGAUCUCCGGUCUAUAUGUAAACGACGAUGAGCUGCGCAACCUGGAUAUGGAGAGCAGCCGCAAAACGGCCACUGCAGCAAGCACUAGCAGUACCUUGGACCCAGAGGUAGUGGCACAUCAAGAGACGCAGUCUGUGGUCGAAGCUGUCCCCGAGGAGGCAAGUCGUCGAUUCUCCAGCGUGGACAAUGAGCUGGCGGGCAACGCGUUAUUCAAAAAAGUACGCGCCUCCGUGAAUUUGGCCAUGAAUCGCAACUCCAUUGCUGACUCGAGUCCAAGCACCAGCCAAGCUAGCGGAGGAAUUACACCGAAGCCUCAAACAGAAGCUGAGUAUUUUGCAGCCACAGCCGCUCGACUGGCAGACUCGAACUCAGUGAGCUGCGAGGACCUGCUGGAAUUCUCUGACAAGAAGCCGAAAGGCUGCGAACGGGGCGUUGAUUCUGAUGAAGUGCGCAUCAUGGUAAAAGUUCUGGGAAAGGACAGCACCCCCAAUCGAUGCCUGGGAGCCUUGGAGUUCAUCAACUGGGAUGUUCACAAAUCCAUCAAGCUUAUUAAGUUGCAGAAUCUGGUUAGCGAGGCGAAUCUCAGCCUUGAAGCCUCGUUCGAGGCGCUGCAGCAGUACGAAUGGGAUCUGCACACGACGGCCCAUAAACUGAAUGGCCUUAAACUUUAAGAAUACUUCACAUAGCAGCGGCUGCUGCUCUUCCUGCUCCUUCUCUCCACUUCGAUCACCUUGUACUGUUUUAAACUACCGCCGUUGCCUUAACCUCGUAACUAUCGUUUCUAGUUCGUGUAGUCUAAGCUUUUCGGAUAGAUCUAAGGACUCGUACGUAACUUGAACCUAAUGUAAUCACUGCUCGCCAACCAUUGGCUUCCUUCAUUCGUAUCGAUCGGAAUCUCAGCAUGUACUUAUUCACGCAUGCUUCCCAGCAUCAAAAUACACACACUUAUACACAUUUA